Molecule: messenger RNA, 984 nt
Organism: Helobdella robusta
Lineage: Eukaryota; Metazoa; Annelida; Clitellata; Rhynchobdellida; Glossiphoniidae
Exons: 2
Coding region: 1-984 (327 amino acids)
Source: RefSeq, a predicted model, not a curated record
AUGGAAGUCAAUAAAAGUGAAAAACUCGACAAAAUCAUACCUCGUGGAACGACUAAAAAAGAAAGGUUACAAGAUUGCAUUGCUAUUUUAAAAUAUCUAAAAUUAUCAGAUUUGAUGGACAAAUGUCCGAUUUUUGUCAGUAGUGACCUGGAAAAAAUUCCAGAUAUGGAAAGUUUGGUUAAAUUAAAUUUUGAAAGUUUAAAACGAGAAAUUACCGACAUAUUGCACAGCCAACAGCAGCACGUGCUUAAUACCUUAGAGGUGCACAACAAGGAAAUUUGCGCGGUAAAAAACACCGUUAAUAAUAUAGCGCUGAACUACGAUAAAACGACAUAUUAUAAUCACCACAACAAACUGCUUUCAAACUCGGAUCCCUUAGGACGAAGUAGCAAAAUGCAUCAUUGUAGCUACGCUGACAAAGUUUCAUCGAAUUUAUUAAUAUCUGGCACUAAAACAUCACACUGUAAUGAAGUUGAAAAAAGUAUAGCGCCAAAGUUACUUGAAAAGUCAAGCGAUUUAAUUAUUGACGUAAAUAAUCAAAAUUUCAACCCUGGAAACCUGUGUGGUACCACCGGUAACACGGGCAAUGUUAACGCAUCCAUUCCAAAACCAAUUAAAAAAAUUAUUGGCAUCAAAGUAAUCGACAACUGCAAACUUCAGACCAAAAAGAACCUUAUAAAAAAGACCGUUUUCUUGAUGAGCAACGUAAAAAGAUGUCACAGAAAUGAUGUCAUAGAUUUUCUUAAAACAAGUGGUAUAAACGUCAUCUCUUGUUUUCCGGUGAUAAAACGUUCUAAUCAGGAAAUAAGCGAUCCAGUAAACAAGGAUGAGGAAGAAUCAACGAUGUUUCGUGUAUGUGUCGAAAGUUGCGAUGGACCGAAGAUGAAGGACCCGGAAAUUAUGUUAAAACACAUCAUUGUACGCGAAUGGCGUUUCGGGAAAAACACCGACAAAAACUCCGAUACAACGAACAAACAUGGCUGA